Messenger RNA from Seriola dumerili (greater amberjack), 777 nucleotides. RefSeq names its product low density lipoprotein receptor class A domain containing 4 (gene ldlrad4b). The record is from RefSeq and is a predicted model, not a curated record. Gene Ontology annotation, molecular function: R-SMAD binding. Gene Ontology annotation, cellular component: Golgi membrane; early endosome membrane. The coding region runs from base 19 to 777 and encodes 252 amino acids. NCBI's taxonomy places the organism in Eukaryota, Metazoa, Chordata, Actinopteri, Carangiformes, Carangidae. Gene Ontology annotation, biological process: negative regulation of transforming growth factor beta receptor signaling pathway. The transcript has 3 exons.
GUCAUCAUUAUCGUGGUGAUGACAGUGAUGGUGGUGGUGAUCAUCUGCCUGCUCAACCACUACAAGCUCUCUACCUGGUCUUUCAUUACACGGCAGAGCCAGGCCCGCAGGCACGACCAUGCCCUGCAGCAGGAUGGGUGUCUGUGGCCUUCAGACAGCAGCUCGAGACAAGGUGCCUCGGAGGUAUUAUACGCUCCCCAGGCCAGGGAUCGCUUCACUGCACCCUCCUUCAUGCAGCGUGACCGCUUCAGCCGCUUCCAGCCCACCUAUCCCUACCUGCAGCACCAGAUUGACCUGCCGCCCACCAUAUCGCUGUCGGAUGGCGAGGAGCCCCCGCCAUAUCAGGGGCCCUGCACCCUGCAGCUCCGCGACCCCGAGCAGCAGAUGGAGCUCAACCGUGAGUCGGUGAGGGCGCCACCCAACCGGACCAUCUACGACAGUGACUUGAUCGACAUGGGAGGAGGUGGGAGUCUGGGAGGAGUGGGGGGAGGAGGUGGAGGCAUGGGAGUAGGCGGUCCGAGGCCGCCUAGCAGUAACUCGGGCAUCAGCGCGGCCAACUCCAGUAACCACGGGCGCAUGGAGGGCCCCCCACCGGCGUACAGCGAGGUGAUGGGCCACUACCCCGGCUCUGCGUUCUUUCUACACCAGCACAGCAAUAACCAGAGGGUGGGGGGUUCGGGGGGGCCGGGGAGCAGGACGAUCCAGCAGCAGAGCCAAUCAGAAAGCACAAUAGUACCUACCAAGGCCAAGGAAGGCCAGCCGGAGGACCUGGUGUGA